Molecule: messenger RNA, 3157 nt
Organism: Diabrotica balteata
Lineage: Eukaryota; Metazoa; Arthropoda; Insecta; Coleoptera; Chrysomelidae
Source: the annotation of a GenBank genome assembly
CAGCCUUGAGCCUACCUGUUUGUCUAUCAUUUUACUUCUGUGUGAUGGUCUGAUGUCUAUUCUAUAUAGACCGGUCGCGCAAAAAUUUUAAUUUUAAUCUUUUGAGUGUUUGAAUACUUAUUCAACAAAACAGUGGAAUUCUUGUUACCGCAUCAAAGUUUUGGCGUUUUGAUAUAAUAAUGGAAUUAUCCAUUUUAGAGGACUUCGUUAAACUUCUCUUGAAAGAAAAUAUCAUCCAGAAUUAUACAGCACAAAGAGUAACUGUUCGUGAAUUUUACAACAAAAAUUAUAGAGAUGUGGGAAAUAUGUGUUUUUCUGAUUUUAACUUGGAGCUAUGGAAAUACUGGUAUAUAAGUUCCUUUACGAAAAACACUAUAAAAUUUGAUGAACGAUGGAUAAAUUAUUUUGCUCUCCAAGUUGGAGGAAGCUCUGUGAAUAAGGAACCAUUUAACGAACAAGUCUAUAUCAAUGACAAAAAGUGUCUGUUGUGUAAUGUUACCUUUAACAAUCGGGGUAAUUAUGUAGGCCAUUUAGACAAAUUAAGUCAUCAAGUUCGUUUGAGUUACGCUAAAAACAAGGGAAGUUUCAAAAACAAUAAAGAAUUAAAAAUAAGUUUGGUAUUUAAUGGAAAAAAAUAUGCGGAAAAAAAACUACAAGUUCCCGUGAAAACAGAUAUGCAAGCAACUUUACGUAUUCAAAAUAUCUCGAAAAAAAUAAUUAACAUUAUGGAUAUAAUUAAGAUUAAUAGUUUGUUCCGAGAUAUAAACAUUCAAGAAGAAUUUGAGAGUGGAGUUCUUUUGAAGCCCUCUGCUUCCGUUGAUAUUACGAUCAGGGCUUAUUUCGAACAUAGUGUAUCUGUUGUAUAUCCCAUUGUACUAGUUACUGAAGAAAAUAAGUCAAUGCAACAAAGUUUCCAUUUAUUUAUGUUUGAAAUUGAGUCAUUGUCCGAAUUUUCUUUCUUAAAGCCAAAUUCAGGAACAUUUGUUAAUAAAGUACCUGAUGCUUUUACGAUUUUCUCCGCUCAGGGCGAUAUCAUUGUACCAGGACAGAGACCAGAAGAGUUUACGUCGUACUACAAAGAACAGUUACCAUUGAAUCAAUUUAAAAUACCACGUGAACUAGAAAGCACAUUCAAAGAAGUACUAACUAAAUAUCCAGAAUUUGGAUUGAGAGUACCUGUACGUUACAAAACAUUUAGCAACAUAUUGGAGAUUACCCCAGGCAUUGACCAAGAUAACUAUUUUACCAAGCUUGAAAAACUAUUACACAUAGAAGAAAAUCAGUUAAGAAUAGACAUCAGAAAUUACGACACCUUGUCUACUUUGAAGGUUGUCAAAGGAAAAUCCUUGUAUGAACUAGAGGUUCCUGGAUUGGCCGAAGCUAGGCCGUCCCUUUUACGAAAUGACAAAGUAUAUUUAAAAGAGAAGAAGUCUGAUUCUGUUAAGUAUGAAGGAUGUAUUCACGUAGUACUUGAAAAAAGCGUGUAUAUAGGAUUAAAUCAUAGGUUCAACAAAAUAUUUAUUCCCAACAAAAAAUUUCAUAUCGAAUUUGGUUUUAACAGAAGGCCAAUACGAGUUGAGAAACAAGCUCUAUUUCUAGCUCAUAAACAUGGAAUUAUUCCAACGUUAUAUCCAAAGGAAAUUGGGAUUGGGCUAUUAUCUAAAGUCAAUAUGGCAAUGUCCAACAGAACAUUGAAUGAAGAGCAAAUACUUGCAGUUAAAAAUAUUGUCAAGCAUAGAAACUACCCCUUUAUAAUUUUUGGUCCACCUGGAACUGGAAAAACUAUAACAAUUGUGGAAUCAGUGUAUCAGAUUUGGAAACAUUUUCCCAAAUCCCGAAUUCUAAUUUGUGCCCCCUCCAAUGCUGCAACCAAUGAAGUUGCUGUAAGAUUGAGGAAAAUUAUUCCCAAAACCGAAAUAUUUAGACUUCUUGGCGCUGCCUAUUCCCAAAAUAAAGUUGAGUUGCAAGGAAUUGAAGAUAUUGUGAAUAUAGAACAUGGUGAAUUUUUUAUGCCUUCCAUGCAGGAUCUGCUUAAAUACAGAAUAUUGCUAACAACAAUAGUAACUAGUGCAAGGCUGGUUAAUGGCGGCGUUCCACCCAAUCAUUUUUCACAUAUAUUCAUUGAUGAAAGUGGAUAUGCCACAGAAACGCAAACUCUGAUUCCAAUCGCAGGAAUUUUAUCAAACAGUGAACACAAUGGCAAUGUUAUGGCCCAAGUGGUACUUGCUGGAGAUCCGCAACAACUAGGCCCAUUGGUUCAUUCUGGGUUUGCUCAAUAUUGUGGAUACGGUCAGUCAAUGCUACAAAGACUUAUUUUCAAUCAAUUGUAUUCUAAAAAUGAAAACAAUUCAUUUGAUGACCGUUGUGUAACCAAAUUGGUAAAAAAUUACAGAUCUCACGAAUCGAUUCUGAAAACAUCAAGUAAAUUAUUUUAUAAUAAUGAGCUGAUCGCAGCUGGCAAUGAAUUUACGGAUUUGUUCAUUGGCUCAGAUAAUCUUGUAAACCAGAAAUUUCCAGUUAUUUUUCAUAACGUUGAAGGGGAAGACGUAAGAGAUAAAUCAUCACCAAGUUUCUUUAACGUCCAAGAAAUUGAGCAGACUGUUGAAUAUGUUUCAAAAUUACUAUCGACUAAAGCCAAAGGAGUAGCUAUUAAGCAAAGUCACAUUGGUGUUAUCACUCCUUACAGGAAACAGGUUGAGAAGUUGAAAGAAGCUUUCGCAAGUAGAAACUGGAAUUCUUUACUUACUGGAUCCGUGGAGCAGUUCCAAGGAAAAGAAAGACUUGUUAUCAUUAUAUCUACAGUAAGGUCCAAAAAUGCAAGUAAAUUUGAAAAUAUUGACAAGAUGUGCGAUUUAGGUUUUCUGAAAAAUCCAAAGCGACUUAACGUAGCGUUAACAAGAGCGAAGGCCCUUUUAAUCGUAAUUGGUAAUGGAACUGUUUUGAAAACCGACAAAAAUUGGUCCUCCUUCAUACAAUACUGUUCCGAAAACAGAUCUGUAACAGGAAAAAGCUUUAAUUGAGGCUGAAUUGAAGAGUAUUGAAAACUAUUUUAUCAAGCUAUUUGGAGACUUUUUUAGUUUAAGGAUAUUUUUUGAAAUACCAAAUAUAUUUUUUUAAGUGUACUUUAAUGUUUUAAAAUAAAUAAGUUUUAGUUAUU